AUGGAAGUUUCGACCACUUUUUGUCCAGAAUUUGUCCCGGAAUAUUACGGGAAUUUUAAUGAAAAUCCAGAAUUUAGCCAAACCCGUCUGGUCAGUCUACUCCCGGAGCAGAUGAUGAAAGAGGUGGACCCACAGGCUCGCAUGCUUUUGGAGGUGGUCUACGAAGCCAUCAUCGAUUCUGGUGUGAACCCAUUGGAGCUGCGUGGGAGUAGGACAGGUGUGUACGUGGGAGUGUCCAUCUACUCCAAGUCGGACGGCUAUCCGGCCGAUAUACAGCCCGAUCAGCGCAAGAGUCUUCAGGAAGUGAUGUUACAAGUGAUCGGUAAUAUGAAGAGCUUCUACGCCAGCCGUAUAUCCUAUGUGUUUGACUUUUCGGGUCCGUCACUCAUUGUGGACACCGCCUGUUCGGCCAGCGGUAGUGCCAUGGCUUUGGCCGUCAAUGACAUGAGACUCGGUCAUAUCGACAACGCUGUGGUCGCCGGCACUCACAUGACAUUCGAGCCGUACGUAUUGCAGUUUCAGCAGGAGUUGGGGGUGUGUUCGCCGCGGGGGGUGUCGGCGGUGUUGGACCAGGAGGCGGACGGAUUCAUUAAGGGUGAGGCCGUGUGCUGUGCUUUCCUACAGCUCAGGGCGAACGCGCGGCGAGUGUACGCCACCGUACGGUCGGCCCGUAUGAAUAUGGACGGCAAUAAGACCACUGGCAUGUAUUUCCCGUCGGCUGUCGCUCAGGAAGCCCUUAUGGUGGAGGCCUAUACGGAGGCCGGUGUCCAUCCGUUAGACUUAACGUACUUCGAGGCUCACUGUACCGGCACUAAGGCGGGCGAUCCGCAAGAGAUCAAAGCUAUCUAUAACGCCUAUGUGAAGGCUCCGGGACGGACUCAACCCUUGCUGUUGGGAGCGUUGAAGAGUAAUAUCGGGCACACGGAGGCCGGUUCAGGGGUGGCCGCACUCAUUAAAGUGUGUAUUGUCUACGAGAAUGAAUGCAUUCCUCCCAACCUUAAUAUGAAACAACUGAAGGAUGAGUGCGUUCCUUAUUGUCCGCCAUUAGUACCUGUAGUAACGCCCACACCCUAUAAACCAGGGUUGGCUGCGGUGAACAACUUUGGUAUCGGCGGUGCGAACGCACACGUAUUGCUCGAACCGAACCAUAAGUUGGGAACGAGUGAUAGCUUUCUAAUCGCGGAAACGAUUCCCAGAAUUGUAAACAUUUGCGGCCGAACUGAAGAUGCGGUCAAAUAUGUGAUGGAUUUCAUACAAAACAACCCAAAGAGAGUGACGAAUGACUUUUUGGCACUUUUGGCACAGACUAUGAAAUACACGCCUAAUGUUAACUCAUCGGGAAUGCCGUUCAGAGGUUCACUUAUAAUAAAGAAAGUUUUGAAAGAAAACAAUGAAAUAAAAUACGAAUACAAGAGACAAAUAGGAGUAAUGAAAGGCAAGAGUGCUCGCCCUCUAUGGCUACUGUUCCCGGGUUUGGGCGGACAAUGGCCUGCAAUGGCUGCAGCUUUGAUGCCAAUCAAGAUAUUCGCCGAUAAAGUGGAAGAAUGCCAUCAAAUACUACACGAAUUCGGUGUCGAUUUGAAACACAUGUUGUUAUCAGAAGACAAGACAUCG
Molecule: messenger RNA, 1614 nt
Organism: Medioppia subpectinata
Lineage: Eukaryota; Metazoa; Arthropoda; Arachnida; Sarcoptiformes; Oppiidae
Source: the annotation of a GenBank genome assembly